Acaromyces ingoldii is the source of this 604-nucleotide messenger RNA. RefSeq lists its product as hypothetical. Bases 158 to 550 code for a protein of 130 amino acids. The record is from RefSeq and is a predicted model, not a curated record. Lineage: Eukaryota; Fungi; Basidiomycota; Exobasidiomycetes; Exobasidiales; Cryptobasidiaceae. The transcript has a single exon.
CUCCCAUUUUCUUCCAUUAUUUGCAUUACCCUGCUGACGGCAGAGCCACAACAGACGGCACCUCUCCCUUGGCCCACCGCCACUGUUUUGGUCCUCUGCCCUCCGGCUGAACCAGGGCACGUUCUCCCACCUCCGGUCCAUCCACAUCUCUGGCUGCAUGCUCUUUCGCUCCGAGGCGCGCGCCCUGGGCGGCUACGACGGGCAGCUCCCUCGAUUGAGAGAGGUGGCCUGGACCCUGUGGCUGGCCCACCUCGAAGAGCACCCCGUCAACGUCGUCGAGGCCCUCUGCCACCUCCUGGGCGCCGUGCGGGACCCAGACGGCGGCGGCGGUCCCACGCGGAGGCGACGGCUGCGCAGCGUCACGGCCACGCUCAACCCCGAGGAUGUCCGCAGGUUCCUCGCCAACCGCACCGUGCCAGACAGCCUCAAAGACGACGACAGGCUGGUGCUCGUCGAGUGCCCAAGCCAGGACCAGGACAUGAAUGUGGCAAGCGUGCGACACUGGUGGGAACGCAAGGCCGGCUUCCAUUCUCCUUCCUCCUCUUCCUGAAGUAUAGAAGCAUUUGUAACAGUAGUCUAAUAUCCCCAAUGCAUUUGACGGUGC